AGAGUACAAUCCCAUCAGUGCCAAGGUGAUGCUGGAUGCCUCCACGGGGAAAAGUAAAGGUUUUGGUUUUGUCCUCUUUAACACCGAGGAGGAGGGAAAGAGGGCAUACAAAAAUCUUAACCGAAAGAGCACCAAGGCAUGCCGUCACAACUUUAAUUUGGUAAUUUACCCCUCACAGCACACUGGGAAAGCUGCUGUCUCCCCCUCCAAUGCUCUAUACAUUCGCAACGUUCCUAUCACAGUCCCACGGGCGCAGGUGGAGAGGUUUUUGUCAGCGUUUGGCACCCUGACUUACUGCGCAAUGCGGGCAGACCAUUACGGCAAUCCCGUAUGGGUUAUAUACGCCGAGUAUGACUGCCUAGAUUGCUCCAAGAAUGCCCUUCAGAAGUUGCAUGGUAAUUCAGAACACUUUAAUGGGCCUCCGGUGAUGGUCAAAUAUGCUGAUAAUGAUGAGGCCAAACAAGAACGUCGUCGUCGCCGUGAAGAGGGUUUUUUGCUUCCAGUUCCGGGUUUUUCGCGCUCUCGUGGUGUUUCUACAAUUACUAUUAGUCAAUGUUUUUUUUUCUUUUUUUUUUGGAUGUACCCUGAGUUUUGA
Molecule: messenger RNA, 595 nt
Organism: Trypanosoma rangeli
Lineage: Eukaryota; Euglenozoa; Kinetoplastea; Trypanosomatida; Trypanosomatidae
Product: RNA-binding protein
Exons: 1
Cellular component (GO): cytosol; ribonucleoprotein complex; nucleus
Molecular function (GO): poly(A) binding; mRNA 3'-UTR binding; poly(U) RNA binding
Source: RefSeq, a predicted model, not a curated record